AUGAAUGCAAGGCUUUCAAGUUUAACACCUAUUCGGUCCAGAGAAAAUAUAUUAAAGGACGAAUAGCAAGAGCCACACCAUUAAAGAAGAACAAAAAUAGUUUGUUCUAUAAAUGAAAAAACAUGCGAAAUCGAUAUAAUUAGAGAAAUGUUAAAGGCAGGUGCUAAUGCACUCAGGUUUAAUUUUUUCGAUAUAUUUAAAUUUUAGUAUAAAUACAGCUUAUACUCAUGAUAGAAGAUAAUAUGAAAAGUUGAAAAUGAUCAGGGAUCAAUUAGAGUUAGAAUUAGAUCAUACUAUUCCAAUAAAUAUGAUGCUAUAAGGAAAAAUUACAAGAAUAGGUCAUUUGAGAGUGCCAGAAAUAUACUUAAAAGUAUAGAGAUUAUUAGAUAAUAGAAAGGAAAUAUUAUUAGAAUAACUUAAGACAAUAAAGUAAUUGGUGAUGAAAAUAUCAUCUGUGUAGAUUAAGAUGAACUUUUUACUUAAGCAAAAGUUGGAGAUAAAAUAUUUAUUGAUUAUGGCUAAGUUGUAUUAAAUAUUACAGCUUUGGAAACAGAUUAGGAGUAUAAUUUUAUAUUAAAAUUGCAAAGGGCUAAAUAGUUAUUAAUGGAAAAAUAUCCAGAUUUGUAUCCCACUGAAUCCAUGUUUAGAAACAGUAUAUUUGAGUAAGAAAAAUCAGAAAAAAGUAAAUUGUAGUCUAAAAGUUCUUUAUCCAGUGAAAAUUCAAGAAAUGCUUCGUCAACAUAAUUGUAAUCCAAAAAACAAAAAUAUAUUGACUAAAUCAUUCAAAAUAAAAAAUAAAAGUUAGCUACAAAAAGCUUAAUAGUUUUCGUAUGUGAAAUAGAAUAAAACUGUAAAAUUCUUUUCUAGUAAAAGGUUUAAUGAGACCUUUUAAGCCAUUAUUUAUUGCAAAUAGAACAAAGGAAUUAAAAUAGGUAAUUAAAAAGUCAGAUGAUUCAGAUGAAGAAAUCGAAACAUAAAUAACAUCUAAAGAUAUUAAUGAUUUCACAAUUGCCAAAAGGUUAGAUUUCGACUCAAUUACUUUGUCAAAUGUUAGCAGACCUGAGGAAGUGCAUGAAGUUCUUAAAUAUUUUUAAAAUAGUUAAAACAUUUAUUAGGUUCUUCAACUAAUAUUCAGAUUUUUGUGAGAAUAACAACUUAGGAAGGAAUAAAUAAUUUUGAUAAAAUAAUGGAAGUUGCAGAUGGUUGCAUAAUUGCACGAGCUUAUUUGGCAACUUGGGCAUAAAUAGAAGAUGUAGUGUAGAUGUAACACGAUAUGAUAUUAAAUUGCAGGAAACUUGUUAAACCAGUAAUUUUUCAAUUAAUUAGGUUUUAAUUUCAACAUAAAUUUUGGAAUCAAUGCUUACUUAGACGAACCCUACUUUUGCCGAAAUGGGAGAUAUUGCAGAUGUUGUUGAAUAACAUAUUGAUGGUAUUAUGCUAUCAGGUGAAACUACAUAUGGAAAUCAUCCAAUUAAGGUUGUAUAAGCCCUAGCAAGAAUUAGCAAAAACAUAGAAAUGCACACUAGAUUGUAAUAUUAAGGAAUUUUUUAAAUUAAAAUAUAGGAAAACCCUAUUGCCUCUAUUAUAGCUUAAAAUGCUAUUGAAAAUGCUUACAGGUAUUCACGAAUUAAAUUAGUCUGCGUGUAAAACUAAUUUUAUUGUUUACUACUGGUGAAACAGCUUUAAGUCUAUCAAAAUUACAUGCUCCAUGCCCAAUAGUUGCAGUAACAGCUAAGAAAACUAUUGCAAGAAAUCUAAAUAUUGUUAAUGGGGUGAUUCCAUUUCUAGUUGGGAGUUUAGUUGGAAUUGAAUAGUAAGUAAAUUUAACAUAAUUUUAGAUUAACUCCAAGAAUAUUAGAAAACUUUAAGUAAAAAGGUUGGAUAAAAUAAGGAGAUUACAUAAUUAGUAUAUCAGGUUUAUUUGGAACAUAAGAGGGCAUUAUUAAUUAGAUGACAAUUUUGCUUAUUUGAUUGAAG
Paramecium sonneborni is the source of this 1977-nucleotide messenger RNA. Lineage: Eukaryota; Ciliophora; Oligohymenophorea; Peniculida; Parameciidae. The record is from the annotation of a GenBank genome assembly.